This is a messenger RNA of Pyricularia oryzae 70-15, 270 nucleotides long. RefSeq lists its product as uncharacterized. Bases 1 to 270 code for a protein of 89 amino acids. The record is from RefSeq and is a predicted model, not a curated record. The transcript has 3 exons. NCBI's taxonomy places the organism in Eukaryota, Fungi, Ascomycota, Sordariomycetes, Magnaporthales, Pyriculariaceae.
AUGGGUUGGAUGGUUGAUCCGGAAGGAGGGGACGUUUUGGUGGCCAGCUGGUCCACAUUCCAACAAGUUCGGGGGGCUAGCGCGUGGAAGCGCGCAGAUAUUCGGAGUCCCGACGGAAUGCUUGAGCCACGCGACGGAACGAUCAAACUACAAAGCGUUCCUUGGAUUCCGGGUCGGGAAAACGGCGUUAGCCCGGUAAGGUCUGAAUGUAUAAGGAUUGCCUCCAGCUUUGAGUUCAUGUUACAUUCAUUAGUUGCAGAAGGCCCCUGA